This is a messenger RNA of Cynoglossus semilaevis (tongue sole), 901 nucleotides long. RefSeq names its product splicing factor U2AF 35 kDa subunit. The record is from RefSeq and is a predicted model, not a curated record. Gene Ontology annotation, biological process: mRNA splicing, via spliceosome. Gene Ontology annotation, molecular function: metal ion binding; RNA binding. Bases 60 to 743 code for a protein of 227 amino acids. Gene Ontology annotation, cellular component: U2AF complex. NCBI's taxonomy places the organism in Eukaryota, Metazoa, Chordata, Actinopteri, Pleuronectiformes, Cynoglossidae. The transcript has 8 exons.
AGUAUUUCCAGCCCUGUUUACGUAAUGACGUAUGUCGUUGCGUUUCCGGUUAGCCGAAAAUGGCGGAAUACCUGGCAUCCAUUUUCGGCACAGAAAAAGACAAGGUCAAUUGUUCCUUUUAUUUUAAAAUUGGGGCAUGUCGACAUGGCGAUCGCUGCUCAAGAUUGCACAACAAACCAACCUUCAGUCAGACCAUCUUGAUUCAAAACAUCUAUCGUAAUCCUCAAAACAGCGCACAAACUGCCGAUGCUUCUCGCUGCGCUGUCAGUGAUGUGGAAAUGCAGGAACACUAUGAUGAGUUCUUCGAGGAAGUGUUCACAGAAAUGGAGGAAAAGUAUGGUGAAGUGGAGGAGAUGAACGUGUGUGAUAACUUAGGUGAUCACCUUGUUGGCAACGUCUAUGUCAAGUUUCGCCGUGAAGAAGACGCAGAGAAGGCAGUUAUGGACCUCAAUAAUCGCUGGUUCAAUGCUCAGCCUAUCCAUGCAGAGCUUUCCCCCGUCACUGACUUCAGGGAAGCCUGCUGCCGUCAGUAUGAAAUGGGAGAGUGCACCCGUGGCGGUUUCUGCAACUUCAUGCAUUUGAAACCUAUAUCGAGAGAACUUCGUAGAGAAUUGUAUGGUCGGCGCAGGAAAAGACAUCGCUCUCGCUCACGUUCUCGAGAACGGCGCUCCCGCUCCAGGGAUCGACGACGGGAUCGUGAAAGGAGGAGGUCGAGAGAAAGGGAACGAUCUGGAAGAUUCUGAAGGAGUCCAGUCAGUGCUACCCACGGUUCUGUCUCUUAAUACCAUUAGAAAUGAGUUAUUUUUUGUGGUCAAAGUGAUUAUGAAGUGUUUUUUUCUUUUAUUCCCUUUUUUAAGAUGAACAUGUGUUGCUUUCUCAAUAAAACAGAUUUCUAACUCUG